AUGGAUGAUGGUGCUGGUGAUGCGGCUCCCGUCGUGGCUUGGCAACCAGGCGACAAGGCGGUGCUGCACUUUCGAACCACAAAUACGGCCACGGGGCAUGUGCUUGACGACACACGCAAGAUGCACCUGGGCCCCUUUGAGCUUCGGGUCGGCAAGAGCUUCCUUGUGGAGGAAUGGGAGCAGGUGGUCAAAACCAUGAAGGUGGGGGAGAAGCGCAAGUUCACUGCCGCAGACGAGACCGUGCGCCAAUACCCGCAGCUGGCCCGCGUACUGCGCAAGGAGAGCGAGCGCAAGCAUGCGGAGGAGCACGGGCAUGAGUUUCACGACACGCCGAGAACGCCGACCUGCUGCUUCCACCACAUGGCGCAUGACAAGGAGAACGCCGACCUGCUUGACCUCGCGCCCGGCUGCCUCGACUGCGAAGUUGUGGUUUUGUUGGAGAAAGCGAACACCUUCGAAAAGGAGCUGUGGGAAAUGACAUUGGAGGAGAAGCUGACGAAAUUGCCGCAAUUGAAGGAGCAAGGCAAGGCUGCGUUUGUGGCAAAGCAGUACGAGGCGGCUGCGGAGAAAUACACGCGCGCGCUCGCCCUCAUUGAGAACCUCGCCAACAAGCAGCACCUCGACCCGACACACAUGGACGAAGACAAGAAUCCGGACGACAAUGCCAUUCGCAACCUCGCUGCGCGCAUCAGCAAAGCACUGGGCGCGGCAGCCAAGAAGGACAAUCAGCUCUACAAGAAUAUGUUCAAGGCCGCCAUGAAGUGAUCUGAUGCACCAUGUGGUGUAAUGUGUGUCUCCCCGACCGUUAUCAAGCAAACGUGACCCACUGGUUUAUUUUUGUCUGUCAACUGCACACAUUUUCGUUCCUCUAUGUCUUCUGCUUCUGUCUGUCUGUCUGUCUGUCUGUCUGUCUCUAUGUGCCUCCGCACUCGUUUUAGCCAAACAGGCGUAUGUCGGUGCUGUCUGCCUGCCAUGCCAUGCACACAAACUUUUCAUGUCAAUAGAUGCA
Messenger RNA from Salpingoeca rosetta, 1009 nucleotides. RefSeq lists its product as uncharacterized. Gene Ontology annotation, molecular function: protein binding; peptidyl-prolyl cis-trans isomerase activity. The transcript has 6 exons. The record is from RefSeq and is a predicted model, not a curated record. Lineage: Eukaryota; Choanoflagellata; Craspedida; Salpingoecidae. The coding region runs from base 1 to 765 and encodes 254 amino acids.